Molecule: messenger RNA, 2271 nt
Organism: Melampsora larici-populina 98AG31
Lineage: Eukaryota; Fungi; Basidiomycota; Pucciniomycetes; Pucciniales; Melampsoraceae
Exons: 4
Coding region: 1-2271 (756 amino acids)
Biological process (GO): regulation of DNA-templated transcription
Molecular function (GO): zinc ion binding; DNA-binding transcription factor activity, RNA polymerase II-specific
Source: RefSeq, a predicted model, not a curated record
AUGGCUUCUCACGGACAUCCUGGACAAAUAAAGAAAAAUAGUUCUAGUCCCAACGUCGUGGGUUUAAAUGCCAACAAGGCUCCUUCUAUUUCAUCUGCUAAGCCUCGAUUCAGGUCACGGACUGGAUGCUGGACUUGUCGGAGACGAAAGGUGAAAUGCGAUGAACGAGGUCGCAACUCGGAAACAGUCGCAUACGGCGGCCCAUUGUCCACCGCAUCUGGAUGCAAAAGAUGCGAAGAUAGUGGUAGACCUUGUCAUGGGUAUGGUGCACAUGCUCCCAAUAGACCAUUGCUGCACUCGUAUGCAGCCUCCACACCUGGGGAUCUAGCAAAUAACUCAACACCAUUCUACACGCUCGGUAAUAGUACCCAAGAACACCCGUCCAACUUUCCAUACUUCUCCCAUUAUAUGUCAGCAUCAGAUUCAUCGCCAUCCAUCAUGUCCGACCUAGCAUCCUGGAGUAGGUCAUCAGACUCUCUCAAAGUUGCAGAGCAAUAUCCCGAACAAGAUUUACACGCUCAACACUUGAGACUAGCUUCCUCGACCUCCGCCGCCGCUCCAAACCUUGCUUCAACCCCAGGAACGAUUCAUUCUCACCCACACACGCUCAUCACCCCACCGCUUGAUAUGAGACGCUUUUCUGUUCCCACUUAUCCCACUUGGCACAGCUCAGCUCAGGAGCGUCAUCAAGCUAAUCAUCAUCAUCCCGGAGACUCGAGGGAUUCUUUUUAUCUUCAUUCAGCACCCCGCGACGUGGGAAAUCUCAACAAUGAUGGCAUAUUUCAAGCGGAUGGGACAAUACGAGAUAACAUUCAGGAAACCCCAUUUAUGAACAUUUCCCUCAACACUCCACUAUUACAUCGUUCUAAUGGGUCUAAUGCAAAUUUUUCAAGUGUGCGACCUCAUGAUCCCGAUAUGCGGCCAAAUACUCAAAGUACCAAUCGCCCUCACCUUUCAUCUGUUGAUUUUGGAAGACCGCAUACGUCUAGCGGCGUGACUUUGCCCCAUGUUAAUAAUACUCAUCUAGCGUCGUCCAGAAAUUAUCGGAGUCCAGUCUUCCAACACCCCGAAGUCAUCAGUGGCAUACCAGAGUCAGCUUACGAUUCUUCUGUCUCUCCCACCACUACUCAUUGCAGUGAACUAGGACGAAAUGGGUGGCCUGAUUCGAUGAAUGGAUCUAAUCACUCAAAAUUGCCCUUACAACCAUUCAACCCAACAGGUCCUUCACUUCCUGGCUUCCACUCACCUACGAUGAGUAAACCAUUGUCUCCAAUAACGCAAAGGACGAGUGCUUCUCAAGAUUUAUCAUUACUCAAGCCAGUCUCGCCCAUUGAUGCUUCCAAUGCUUGCUCUCUCAAACCACGUUAUGACUUCUAUUCUCCUUCAAAAGGAAUGCCGUCUGAUACCCAUUCGCGUUUUCCGUUAUCGGGCGCUAAUCUUCACUCUCCCUCUCACAAUGGGAAUUUCCACGGUCCACCAAAGAUGGAAUACGGAGCUGUAUCAAUCGACAGUCAUCAUCUGAUUGGCAGUGAUAUGAAAAAACAAUCCAGUUCAACUCUUGAAGUGAAUGGUGGUUCCAAAAUUCUGAUACACCCUCCUAGCUAUGUCGAUUCCUUCGAGUCUGGAAUGAGUCAGGCAAUACCCGAUCGAAAGAAUUCCACGUCUUCUUCUAGAUCAUCUCUUUCUACUUUUGAUCAUGGUUCAUCUCCUCAUAUAUCACUUACUGGACGUCCAUCUACCAAUCACCCAUGUUCUCCUUCCGACGCUUCCUCUUCUUCUUCUCCGGGAUCGACUACUCAACUUCACCAAAAUCAUUAUCAUCAGCCCACGAUGAGUAAACAAUCAUCAUCGAUGAACAUGUUUGAAGUAUUACAAACUAACAAUCAUACAAAUUGGAAUCCCAUGGACGCACAUGUCUUACAAGAGCCUGUAAACCAUGAAUUUUCAAUUCAUCAAGGAAAUCAUUUAUCUGUAAACCCAAAGAACGAUUCAAGUAACGAUGACAGCCCCGUUUCCACGGCUAACUCUACAUUCUCUUGUCCGGGAAGAAAUCAGUAUGAAGCCCACGGUUCACCUGGAAUUUUACAUCACAACACGAUGAUUGAAGAGCCUGCACCUUCAUUUUCUCUUAUUUAUAAAUUCCCACCACCUGAAACUCCUUUACCUAUAAUUGAGACUUCACAACACUUUUCAGUAGACUCAUCAACACACAAAGGUCAAAUGAGAAUUGUCCGUGUAAGCUGGAUUUUUGAACAUAAGCUUCAAAGUUGA